Messenger RNA from Geodia barretti, 1363 nucleotides. The record is from the annotation of a GenBank genome assembly. NCBI's taxonomy places the organism in Eukaryota, Metazoa, Porifera, Demospongiae, Tetractinellida, Geodiidae.
AGCGGCGCACCGUCGACCGAUCCGUUGCCACGCCGUGGCGGGAUUCGAGUGAGAGCGUUGCUGUUGCGACCCGAAAGAUGGUGAACUAUGCCUGAGUAGGGCUAGGGCUAUGCAAAUGGUGGUUGCGCUUAACAAGAUUGAGCCAUGCACCUGGAGAGAUCUCUAUGAUGCAUUAAAUCACCCUACUGUUGCCAUGUCUGAUGUGGCAAAUAAGCUUUCAGCAAAACUAACUGGUAGGUUUAGUAUGUACCUACAGUCAGUAUCCUGAUGCAAUAAUUAUUCUACUACGUAUCAACAGUUGAAGUACCCAAUACAAGGGCUGGAGAUGCAGCAUUAGGCCACUCCAAGUUGUAUACCGGUUUCUGAUCCGCCGCCCGCACCCAUUUCAAGAGAACGCAGUUUUGAACUGUGCAUGCUGUGCUGUGUGUACUGCACUUGUCUCGUUUUGACUGUCUUCCCACUAUGAAUUUUUGUGGUCAUAUUAUUACUAAUGAGUAAACCCACCAGCCCGCAUCUUGACUUGAAAAGGCCCUUACCAGAAACCGGAAUGCAACUUGGAGUGGUAUCCAUGAGCAGUACAUCACUGACUUUGGCAAAUACCUCAUUUGACAGUGGAGACACCAAAGCCUACACAGCCAGUGAGGCAGAGGACCAGGGGAGGAGACUGGAGCAGCAGCUACGACUGAAGGAGGAGGAGAAGGAGGCUGAGAUUGCUCGUCUCCAGGAGCAGAUGAGGCCGUUUGCCACUGAGAAGGAUCGUCUGGCAUCACAACAACAGAGGGAGAUAGCAGAGUUGAGAAGUCAACUGCAGACGUCACAGAAACCACCAGUUCAGCGAGGGAGGGAAGAAAUGACUGUCUCUAGGCCCAAGGAUGAGAAAGCUCUGUAUGAUGCUGCUCGUGGUGGAGAUGUGUCUGCAGUGAGAAGACUUCUGGCCUCUAAUGUCAACAUCAACUGUACACCAUAUCCUGAUGGCUGGACUCCACUGAUGGCAGCAUCAUUUGAUGGACAUGUUGAAAUUGUGAGACUACUGAUUGAGGCUAAGGCUCAGCUCAACAUACAGGAAAAGGAGAGUGGGAUGACUCCUCUUUUCAUGGCCUGUCAGAAUGGACACAGUGAUGUAGUGGAGAUCCUGAUAAGAAGUCGAGCUAAUAUCAACCUGCCUCGUGAUACUGGGGCGACUCCUCUCUACAUUGCCAGUGGAAAAGGACACAGUGAAGUGGUGGAUAUCCUACUGAGGAAUGGAGCUGGUGUGGAUAGAGCUUUGAACGAUGGGACGACUCCUCUCUACAUAGCCAGUCAAAAUGGACACAGUGAAGUGGUGGAUAUCCUACUGAGGAAUGGAGCUGGUGUGGAUAGAGCU